Pyrgilauda ruficollis (rufous-necked snowfinch) is the source of this 473-nucleotide messenger RNA. Its product is annotated as DNA replication licensing factor MCM7-like. The annotation marks the transcript as partial. The record is from RefSeq and is a predicted model, not a curated record. The transcript is spliced from 4 exons. NCBI's taxonomy places the organism in Eukaryota, Metazoa, Chordata, Aves, Passeriformes, Passeridae.
CGCGCCACUCGCCGUGAGGGGAAGGCAGUGGCGGGAAAAGGGGGGAGCGGCCGUGAGGGGAAAAUCGCGAUCGUGAGGGGAAUAUCGCGACAGGAAACCGCGACAGGAGCGGCGCCGCCAUGGCCCCGCGCGACUACGACAGCGAGAAAGAGAAGGCGAAGCGAUUUUUUCAGGAGUUUUACCGGGAUGGAGCCGACGGGCGCAAGGAAUUCCCGUACCGGGAGCAGCUGACGGCGCUGGCCCGCCGGGAGCAGCUGGCCCUGUGGGUGGCCCUGGACGACGUGGCCGAGGACGACCCCGAGCUGGCCGAGGCCGUGGUGGAGAACGUGCGGCGCUACGGCCGCGUCUUCUCGGACGCCGUGCACGAGCUGCUGCCCCUCUUCGGCUCUGCGGAGGGGGUCAGUGUCUGGCGCUACGGCCGCGUCUUCUCGGACGCCGUGCACGAGCUGCUGCCCCAGUUUGGCUCUGUUGAG